AUGAGACCGUCCAUCGCACUCCUUCUGUGUGCGGGGUGCGCCGUCGUCCUCACGUGCGUUUUUUUUCCUCACAAUUUCCUUCUCGAAGCGCUCCGCGUGUAGAAGUUACCGCAAAAGGCUUUCCGCCUCCAGCUGUGACUUUUUUGAGCUUCUCGCGGUCACAUCUGUCUGAUGAUGCCGUCAAAAGUAAAACGGCUUUGCAGCUCUCAUCUUAGUUAUCAAUUUCAUUCGUCGAAAAUUGCAGUCAAACUUGCAAUGAUCUGUCCUGUAUGGACAAGUCAGUGCUCAUCGAGCAUUUGGAGCAACUUCGCGAAGAGAAUGACAUGCUGCGACGAAUUUCGGGCAGCGGACCUGUGAGCCUUGCAAAGGAAACCAAGAAACCGAGCCGAUCGAUUGAUUCUACGCGCAACACUGAGAAGAAGCGCUACGGUACUUCUAUAAGUUUUUAUUUCAAAUUCUUAUCCUCAAGUUUCGGAAAAGUUACUGGCAAAAAAAGAUAUUCAUAUAAGGAAGAUUCUAAGUUUGAAAAAAAUGAAAAUGCAAAACGGGUUAUAGUAUAGAAAAAAAGGGAGCAAUGCUGUGAGAACAAAGGAAAGUAAACAUGGUACAGCUUUCUUAACAAUAUUAAAACCAAAGGGACGUGAAAUUCCGCGAUGCCAGGUUUCGGCGGGUCAAAAUUCGUUUAUACCUCUGCGCUUCUUUCGAGCCUGUGCCUGGUGCGCUGGGAAAGGGAGACAAAAGAACUCUGCGCGCCUUUUUGGGUUCAAACGGCUAGAUUGAAGUUUCGAAUCAAGAACGCCCAACUACCGCGGAUAAGAAUUUGAAGCGUUUAUUCCAAAAGGAGCUCAUUUUACUCAGAUGAAUGAUAGAGUUAGGAAAAAGUAGAUAAUUUGGAAACGCAUAAAUUUUACUUUUUGAUAAUGAUAUUUUUCGAAGAGCGAAGAAAGAAGAAUCUAUAGUUUAUGAGAGAUUACAAUCUCACGAAGCGGAAUAAUAGCCGAGGAACGAACUUUUCGAAACGCGUUGUUUUGAAAACUUUUUCUUGGAAAAUUUCUCACGAGAAUUUUGAGAAAGUUGAGAUAAGAAAAAAGAUGCUUUUGUUGAAAUGUCGGCGUCAAAUAUCUACUUCAUUGAUGAGUUAUUAACAUUCAAGAAUAAGUUCUCACGUUUUUUCUGCAUGGUUUGAGCGGCGAUCUCUCGAUUUUCCAAUGAGUUUUUUUUUUGGAUUUCAAAUUUCCUUACCAAAAGGACGUAAUAUAAAAUGUACAUUUCAGAUACUUUCUGAGCCAGUCGGUCACUGUAGAGUUCUGUCAGAACAAAGUAUCAUGCCUUUUUUAAACGUUUCUCAAAAACUGUAUCAGGUCAAUUUUAACAAGUGCAGUUCAUCUUCAGCCCUUAAAUAUCUGUCAAGAAAGGCACCCAGAAAAAUGAGUCUACCGUAGUCUCCUAUAUGCACGUGUCUCGACCAAGGUCUUUGACUUCGAGAUUUUUUUCCGACUGUACUUCCUGACGUUUUGUUUUCUUAUUUCUUAUGCUUUCUUCUCAUUGUCCCACGUACUUUUUCCUGAACUCUUUUGAGUCAUUUAUCGAUGAGAACAAAAAAAACGAAUGUUAAUGGUGGUUGAAAUAAUUUUUUGAAUAGUACUUUUUCGAUUUUUAAAAAUGUAUUAGCAAAAAAAAAUUCAUCAUUAAUUAUCAAGUUCCAUCAGCCAGGUUGAAAAUCUUUCUCCAACAACCAUUCAAAGGAUAUUAACUUUUUGAUUUUUCUUUGAAUUUCAGUGCUCUCAUUAGAAUAGAAAAACUUCUUGUGCCAGUUCAUAGAAAAAAAGUUAAGGUUUAUAGAAUUAUUUUUUUGCGAAAAAAAUUGAGUACUUUUCCGCUAUUCGGAAACUAAGAAAUUUUGUAACAAACCUUGUGAAUAAAUGCAGAAAAAGAACAAAAAAUUCUGCGGAUCUUAAAUUUUUGCGAGGAAUUGUGUUAGUCGAUUUCUCGUUGAUUCCAGCUGAAACCUCCACGACGCUCAAUCCGAGUACUGGUACUCCGCUCUACAACCCCGGCACAACAUCCUCCCCAGCGCCAACCUGUUCGAUCUGCGCUUCUCAGCCCUGCCUAAACGGCGGCACCUGCUACGUUGACGUACUAGCGCCGUGGACAAACUACACGUUGGAAACUUCUUUUACGAAACUUCCAGUUUUUCAAAUUGCCACAGGUGUCAGUGCCCAUCCAACAGGAAUGGAAAGAACUGCGAAAAUUUGCUCUCUUGCUCACCUUUUCCUUGCGGUGUCAACGCCGACUGUGCGGUUGGCAAUAAUCAACUAAUGUGCGUUUGUCGCCCUGGCUACUCAGGUAUGGAUAUUAUUAAACUUUCAAGCUCACUUUAGCUUGUUUUUCACAAAAUAAAAGGCAUAAUUGGUUCAUGCUCUCAAAAUACGACGUUAGAGAGUUUAUGGAAAAAGAUAAGGCUGAUAAUGAACUUUGCUUCUUUGCGUGAAUUUUUAUUUGCCAAGUUAAACGGUAAUCCUUUUGUAAACGGGGUUCAACAAAACAAAUUUUAUCAAAUUGUUCCUCAGGCAAAACUCCAUUCCAGCACUAUAAUUUAUCAAACUUGACUCGUUUAGGUGAAUAAUUUUAUUGCUUUGUUCGUGUAGUUUGUAUUUUCCGAUUUUCAGUGUUAGAAACCAAAUAUUUUAAUAGGAAACCCUUACGAAGGAUGCAGACAGUCCACGAAACAAGCUUGCGUCAAUGCCGACCCUUCCAUCCUCACAUUUGACCACAUGUGGGUUCGAUAUCAAGGUUUUGACUACAUUUGGAAGCCACAAUAAUUCAACUAUUUGAGGCACCUGUCCCAUCGUUUUCUCGAAGCCAUGCACUAGCUUGUCUAACGGAUAUGAAAACUACGAAGUUCGGAUCAGAAAUCAACUCACAAGUGCCUAUUCGUGAAUUUAUCAUUUUUCUGUGAGAGAUAAUCAAGUGUUUCAGGAGAGCUUCCUACGUCGUUGAGGUGGAAGUCGACUUCUACGGACAAACCGUGCAUUUGGACUCACGGUCUAUGAAAGUCUACUUCAACGGUUUCGAAAUUUCAACACCGUAUUCAUGGCCAUCGAUCGAAUCAAGAAAAGUGAGAUAAGGGGAAAAGCUUUUUGGACAGUUUGGUUCAGAUCUCAAUUGCUUUUACAAGUGGAAGGUUCACAGUUCAGAACGACCAAAACAUUUUGGUGAGAUUCGGGUUCAACGAUUUAUGCUUAGAAGUGAGUUGCUUAUCUCGAACCUUUUCUAACUGAUCAAUCAUAGGUUCCCAACAACGCGAGUUUCACUGGAGCUAAUACGCUCUGUGGACCAGCUGGAAACAUUGAUGGAACUACAUCGGACGACAUCAAAUUCAUGUUAAUCAAAAAAAAAAAUAGUUUUUUCAAAUUUUUUGAUUAAGCAACGGUACAACUGCGAUAUCUUCUCAAUUUGUCUAUGCCAUCGAUACCUGGGCCACAGCGAACUUUGCACCGGUGUUUCCUUACCCAGGUGCCUGUGUUCUCGGAAAAACGCUAGUCAACGGAAACACGACUAACUGCGUAAGUUGUUCUUCACUUUUUUUUCCAUUUCACUUUUUUUUUCAGAAUGUCAAUCAGACCGCUCAAAUUUGCGCGCCAAUUCAGGAUGCUGCGAAAGGACUGGGAAUGUUCGGCAUGUGUCAAGGCUUGCCCUACGACGAGAUCAUGGUCCGUUCGAGAGCCUUACUAACAGAUUAUCAUUAGGCUUUGAAAAGUUGAGAGAGAUUAGGAACUCCAGGUGGAUCCCUAUAGGGGCCUUCGGAGGGUCCCUCUAGGGACUACUUCAACAAUCCCUAUAGGGGUGACUAAAGCUUGCAAAAGGGUUUUAGUUAGUGGCCCCUAUAGGGGACAUUCUAGUCGAUGAUUUUAUGAAAUCUAUGUGAAGAAGCGUCUUCAUGCGGGAAACUGAACAAUUAUCCUUCUUUGAAUAAAAUUGUUAGACCCCUAUAGGGUCCACUUGAGCUUUAGGGGCUGAAUGAUCAGACCCUAAUCCCCUAGAAGGACUAUUUAGAGUUUACCCCUAUAGGAACCACUUUUUCAGCUUUUCGAGAGGCUGUUUCUUUCCUUCGCCCCUAUAGAGACCGCUCAAAAAUUCUUAAGAAUGUGAAUGAGAUUUUAAAAUACUCUCUGAUCGGCUAGAAAGUAGUUUUAUGAAAAAUCGAUAGUUCAGAAAAUAAAAGUAUAAUUUGAGCUCAUCCACGGACAGAUUUAGUCUUAUGUUCAAUCUAACUUGAAAAAGCCAAAUUUAAACACUAGCAUUUUUGAAAAUUUUCCGAUGAGCUUGUGGUUAAGAUUAGACUUUUUGAAGUCGCAGGUGAUAUGAUUUUCGAGUUUUUACUUUGAAAAAAAAAUGUUAAAGAACUACUAUACGAACUGUGUCAACGACCUUUGCAUCGACGUGAACCUGAAAUGCCAUUCAUUCGAAGAUUUCGUGUCAAAUUGUCAAUUGGAACUACCAAGUAUGUGAAUUUAGAAAUAGGAUUUUACUACGUCGAUUUUCAGAUGUUGAUGUUGGAAACUGGAGAGAUGGCGACGAAGCCAAUUGUCCUUUAACGUGCCCUUACCACAGUCAUUACUCUUCGUGCAAAUCCUCGUGUCCGUCGACUUGUGCUGACUACAGUGACCAUAACUGCGACAGAGGUAGGCAAAACACAAGAAUCUUUGGAAGAUGUAUUUUUGAGGGUUUCACGAAAAAAACGUUUUUUUUUUAGUUAGAAAUAAGUAUUUUAUGCUAUUUUUCUGGUUUUAAACCCAUUUUCCUCUCAAAAACGUUCGAAAGGCAAAAGUCCAGGUGCAAAACUGUAUUAUAGGAUGCACGGAAGGAUGCACCUGCGACCCAGGUUACGUCGUCGACACCACGGACAUCUCCAGUCUGCACUGCAUCGUCGUCGAGAACUGCGGUUGCCUUGAUGAACACGGCAGCCCGCAUAAAGGUAAAAAUCAGCUCGAGUCCUUUAAUAUAACAAUAUCUCCAGCUGAUGAACCCUGGCUCACAAACGCCUGCACAACUUGGAACGACUGCGUCAACGGAACUCAAGUCACAGAUGUUGGUUUUUACUUCCAAGCCCCAUAGAUGGUUUCUGGGUAACUUGUGACGCUGAGAGGGCGUGAAGUGUCUGCGAUAUCCACCAACCAGUCACUAUCUCUUUCAUAAUCGUGGCAGGACCCUUUUUUCGAUAGCUCAAGCAGCCAUGAAUCAGCUAUACCUUCCUUGUCUUGCUGAUACAACUGCAUUCGAUUUUUUUAAACUCAGAAGAAAAGUUUAUUAUUAGGCGCAUAAAUAGAUAAUUAAGCAGCAAAACUUUUUUGUAGAACUCUCAAGCAAUGAAGAAAGAAAACCUUCAGGUCAACGAAUGCGGACAAUAUGCGAGUUGCGGAGUGCUGGACGGAGAAAUGGCCUGCGUUUGUAGAAAUGGAUUCCAAGGCGAUGGGUAAAUCUACCUUUUUCUUGAUAUUGUGAAGUCUAGGAAGUCGUUACAUAAAAUAAAUAAAAUACACUAUUUGUAGGGUAAAGUUUUUGAACAGAAAGUAUAAAGUAUUUUUUUCAACCAAAGAUCAGAAAUUUUUUUCAAAUUUGGCCGGUCAUCAUCUUCUGCCAAUCGUUUUGAUGAUUCUAUCGCGUCUCACUAGCCUUUAAAAACUUGCUCAAAAAAUAUCUGAAAGUUUAUAUGAAGACAAAACAAAGUUGCAACCUGCUUCAGCUUCCAGUUUUUGAGAUGAUUAACUUUGAUGUUCCAAAAGUCAGACUUUCAUUUCGGAACUUUGAAAAAUCAUAGUUGAAAAAAAGCAGUUUGCGCAGGUAGCAACUCUUCGAGAUGAUCAUAUGGACCUUCAGAGAGUUUUUGAGCAAACUUGUAGAAAAUUCCAAACCGCAAAGUAAAAUGAGAUCCCUUGUGAGGGGAGAACUUUUUUGAGACGCCAGCUGGACGAAUUGACAAAAAAUUUGUGGGGUAAAAGAAACUGUGAAUGAGUCAAAAGGCUGCUUUCAUGCAUCAUCCCAAACUGUUGCAAAAAUUACUUGGUUUUUUGAAUUUUUUUUAACUUUCUGUGUAAAAGGCUUUCACUCAUAAGAUGCAAUAAAUAAAAACAUCACUUUUAUAUCUUGAAGAUAUAAUUGCUCGGAUAUUGACGAAUGCGCCGAUAGUUCCGUUUGCGGUCAAGACCAGGAUCACGGAGUUUGCGUGAACUCAAUUGGUGGGUCAAAAAACCAGAAAGAAAAAAAAAAUUGCUAGUUUUGUAGGAUCAUAUCACUGCAAUUGCAACACCUACUGGGAAGGCAGCAAUUGUCAAAGCUAUUUGCCACAGCGACACUGCGCAGAUCUUCAGAUCUUCCAUGGCCAAUUCGAAAAUGGAGUUUACGAGUAAGAAUUCUCUUCAAUCUCGAUUUUUCAAGAGAGUUUUUCAGUAUUCUUCCACCAGGAGCCAAUCAAACUUCUCGCGUUUACUGCGACUUUCAGACUGGUGGGUAUUAAUUAUUUUGAAAUUUCUGUAGAAUUUUAGUUGAAAUCAAAGAUGAGCAAUGGAUGCUCAAAAAUUCAAUCAAUAUUUGACAAGUAUUAAGCUUUUGAACGCGAAUAAAUCGACACAAAAUGGUCAGUAUAAUCUGUGUGCCACGACUUGAAAAUUCACCGAACGACAUUCCGCUGUUCCGCUCCGUGCGUUUGCGAAGCGUCUUUCGACGCUUUCAAGUGAUUGUUAUUGCUGUGGGAGCACAUGAAAGUAGAGAUCCUUAAUAAAAGAAAAAAAAUUGAAAGCGCGACCAAGGUUCGCAAAGGCGCGCAGCGGCACAGCGGAAUGUCGUUUAGUUAAAUUCCAAGCCGUGGUACACCGGUUAUAUAAAAAAUAAAUUUUGGAAAUUUUGAAAAAGAAACUUCACGACAUUUUUUUUUUUUUCAUGCUUUUAUUUUUCAUGCUUUUGGGUUGAAAAGUUUUCUUUAAGAUGGAGGAGGAUACACUCUCAUGUCUGGAGCUGUGUCGUCUGAAACUUUAAUGAGUGGAAAAUCAUUGAAUGAGUACCGACGAGGCUUUGGAGAUCCGCUCUCUCAAAGUGUGUGGAUAGGACUGGACAAUCUCCUUCAAAUCACUCAAGAACAUUCAACAAGGUUCCUUUUUGGAUUAAUACUUUUGACUAAAUGUUAUUUCAUAGUCUCAAGCUCAAUCUGCUUCAAUGCGGUCGCGGCUCUCGAGCUCCCAGAUUCACGACAUGCACGUAUCCCGUUUUUUGGCUCGACAACUCGCGAACUUAUAACGUGUGGAUCCCACAUGUAAAAAUAAUCAUUAGAAAAAAUUAAAAAUUGUUAAUAUUCUAUAGGAAUGCGUGGGCAACGAAACUGAUUAUUCGUUCUACGAUGGCUGGGUGCGAUGGAACAAGACGGAAGCCGGACCUCCAUUUUCUGCGUUCGACUCUUCGAACUCCUAUGGCUCCAAGUGCUCCAACCAAAGUCAGAACACGGGCUGGUGGUACUAUCAAGACAUCAACGACUGUGGACCAGCCGAUCUGAACGGCGUGAGUUAUUAUUAGUUGUAUACGGGUACAAGUAUUUUUUAAAUUUCUAGUUCACCCAAUUUUUUUUUGUAAAAAUACACGAUUUUAUCAAGGAGGUUGAAAUUUUGAUCAAUAAAGCAGAUACUAAGGAUAUUUAAAUUUUGAACUUCAUUCUUACACCUUCCUUAACAUAAAAAAUGUAUUAGUUGACAAAUUUUGUUAUUUUUAUUUACAUUGCAGAAUACCUCACAUAGAAAAAUAUAUACCUUGAAUGUAUCAAUGUAAAAAAAAAACGAAUAUUUGCACGGAAAAAUUCACAAAAAAUCUUGACUUUUUUCAAUUUAAUUUGCUUUUUCCAGGUACGAACAAACUGCCAGACGAUUUCGAACGGAGGACCGACGAUCAAUUCUUACUUGAAAUGGAACGACAACCCGUUGGAGCAAGUGUCGAUGUGGCUGAGGCCCCAGGAUUUCCCAGAUUACGACCCAGUUGGUCGAGCAACCACUGCGUACACGGAAUCUACGACCUCGUCUGGAACCACUCCUGGUUGGUGGGACUACUCGACAACUGGCGGGACCCAAAGAGCCACGCCAACUACUAACUGGUGGGACUACUCGACAACUGGCGGGACCCAAAGAGCCACGCCAACUACUAAUUGGUGGGACUACUCGACAACAGGCGGGACCCAAAGAGCCACGACAACUACUUAUUGGUGGGACUACUCGACAACUGACGGGACCCAAAAAGCCACGACAAACCUUGCAACUACUGACUAUCCAAACACUGCCCAGACUUUCUUCCCGCAAGACGCAACGGCCAACAAAAUCGUCCCUUCGAAACGUCUUUGGGUUCCCAUUGAACCAAAGGCAGAAGAUCUUCCUGCGGUCCUCGUCAGCUUGAUGGAACACACGUCACACCUGGAGAACUUGCGAAAAGGACACAAAAAACAGCGCAGAACUCCCGCAAAGCCAUUUGUUAAUAAAAAACAAUGA
Molecule: messenger RNA, 8522 nt
Organism: Caenorhabditis auriculariae
Lineage: Eukaryota; Metazoa; Nematoda; Chromadorea; Rhabditida; Rhabditidae
Source: the annotation of a GenBank genome assembly